Naumovozyma dairenensis CBS 421 is the source of this 1059-nucleotide messenger RNA. It is a transcript of the gene DUS4, whose product is annotated as tRNA dihydrouridine synthase. Gene Ontology annotation, molecular function: tRNA dihydrouridine synthase activity; flavin adenine dinucleotide binding. Bases 1 to 1059 code for a protein of 352 amino acids. The transcript has a single exon. Gene Ontology annotation, biological process: tRNA processing. Lineage: Eukaryota; Fungi; Ascomycota; Saccharomycetes; Saccharomycetales; Saccharomycetaceae. The record is from RefSeq and is a predicted model, not a curated record.
AUGAGCAAACAUGAAGAAAUAACCAAUAGACGAUACCCAAUACCACCACCACCACGAAGGAAGGUGGAUCCAUUAUUAAUGUUAAAAGAUAACACAAAGAUCACAACGAUUGCCGGUCCCAUGGUUAGAUAUUCGAAAUUACCCUUCCGUCAAUUAGUUAGACAAUACCAUUGUGAUAUAGUAUAUACUCCCAUGAUUUUGGCACGUGAAUUUGUAAGGAAUGGUCAUGCAAGGAUUUCAGAUUUCUCUACUUGCCAAUUGGAUACUCCUUUAAUUGUUCAAGUGGGUGUUAAUAAUGUUAGUGAUCUUUUGAAAUUCGUUGAGAUGGUGGCGCCCUUUGUGGAUGCGGUGGGGAUAAAUUGUGGAUGUCCCAUUAAAGAACAAAUUAGAGAAGGGAUUGGUUGUGCUUUAAUUUAUAAUGAAGAAUUACUCAUUGAGAUGGUUAAAGAGGUAAAAUUGAAAUGGAAAGAUCAAAUACGACUAGAAACGAAAAUUAGAAUUCAUGAUGAUUGGGAUAGAAGUUUAAAGCUAUGCGUCGGACUUUGUGAAGUUGGAGUGGAUUGGAUUACCAUUCAUGGUAGAACGAGAACUACAAGAUCAUCUCAACCUGUCAAUUUGGAUGCAAUCAAAUAUAUUAUUGAAGGGAUCAGGAAGGCAGGGUUUGAAGAUAUCCCCAUUGUCGCUAAUGGUGAUUGUUUUACAAUGAAGGAUUUCAAAAAAAUCGCUGAAUAUACUAAAUGUCAAGGUGUUAUGGCCGUAAGAGGCUUAUUAAAUAAUCCAGCUUUAUUUUCAGGAUAUGAUAUUUGUCCCUGGAGUUGUAUUGAAAAUUUCUGGUAUUGGGUUAUUGAAUUUGGAGGAAUACCAUAUCAAUUAAUACAACAUCAUUUUUAUUGUAUGUUAGAAAAUAUGAAUUUGAAAAAGAAAUUAUUGAAUGAAAUGAUGGAAAUUAAGAGUUUGGUUCAAUUAAUGGAUUGGUUUGAUGAUAAUUUUGAAUUGAAAAGGUACAAUAAUAUUGGAUUUGGUCAAUCAAUAGAAAUACCGUAUCGUAUAAAAGAUUAA